Anneissia japonica is the source of this 5056-nucleotide messenger RNA. RefSeq names its product ceramide glucosyltransferase-like. Gene Ontology annotation, molecular function: ceramide glucosyltransferase activity. The transcript is spliced from 11 exons. Lineage: Eukaryota; Metazoa; Echinodermata; Crinoidea; Comatulida; Comatulidae. Gene Ontology annotation, biological process: glucosylceramide biosynthetic process. The record is from RefSeq and is a predicted model, not a curated record. Bases 401 to 1693 code for a protein of 430 amino acids. Gene Ontology annotation, cellular component: membrane.
UCAAGAGAUACACGGAGUGGUCUAUGCUAACAUUUCAUCAACAAUUAUUGCAGCUAGAGAGGGAGGUGCGAUAGGCUUUCACGUUCUUUAAAGUUUAUGUUAUUCACGUUCUAUAGCCUAGACGGUAGCACAGAGAAGCUUAACAAGAGGCAGUGGAACAAUCAUUAAUAUUGUGCAGUACGACGGCAAAUAUCUUAAUCUGGGAUUUAAAAUGUUAUGGUUAUACUUGAUCGAACGAUUCGUCUGCUGCUAGCCAGGCCUGACUAGUAGCUUGUUUUGUUGUUCCCGCAACCGAGGAGAUACGACGGUAGCGGUGAGUGUUUCGGUCACGGUAGUUGUUUUGCUGAUUCCAUGGUUGAUUAGACUCUCUUUGACUGUCUUCUUCGAAGGCAUUCACAAGAUGGCUGUAGACGGAUGGUAUGAUGCCUUUUACAGUACCUCGCAACGAAUGAUGGCGUAUGUGUGGGCAGUAAUGGACGCGUCCAUGGUGUUUUGUUUCCUUGGAUCUGUUGGAAUAUUUGUCUAUUUUCUCCUAAUUUUGUCACAUAUUAUUAGCAUUAUUUAUGGAAAGCUUCAUCUCCACCGUAUGCCAAGUGCCACAAAUAUAGUUUGGGAAGAGUUGCCGGGGGUUACGAUUCUCAAACCUCUGGUUGGAGUUGAUCCAAACCUUAAGGAAAACUUAGAAACAUUUUUUAAUCUGAAUUAUCCAAAGUAUGAACUAUUUGUAUGUGUACAAGACGAAGGUGAUCCUGCAAUAAAGGUUGUGGAACCUCUGAUACAGAAGUACCCAGAUAUUGACGCCCAUUUAUUUAUAGAGUCCAAGGAUACUAACAAACAAUCUGAAUGUGAAGAAGGUAGACACGCAAGGAUAGGGGCGAACCCAAAGCUGAACAAUUUGAUGUCCGGCUACAAAGCGUCAAAGUAUAACUUGAUUCUUAUCAGUGAUAGCAGCAUUAAAACGACCAAAGACACGUUGUUGGACAUGGUAAUGCAUAUGACGCCUGGUGUUGGUAUCGUACAUCAACUUCCAUUUACCUGCGACAGGAAAGGUUUCUCCUGCACACUAGAAAAGGUAUUUUUCGGUGGAUGGCAUUCACGUAUGUAUCUGACCAUGUGUGCUAUUCGGACUAACUGCGUAACAGGAAUGUCAAAUCUAAUACGCAAAUCAAUUAUUGACGAGAAUGGCGGACUUGAGGAACUUUCCAAGUACAUCGCCGAGGACUUCUACAUGGGUCUUAUUACGUUAAACAGUGGUUACAAACAGCAACUUAGUUCUAUACCAGUGUAUCAAAACAGCGGAAUCUCAUCACUACAGAACUUCCGGAAGAGGAUGAUACGGUGGACACAGAUACGCAUUUCAACAGUACCGGCGAUUAUAUUAGCAGAACCGAUCACAGAGUCACUAGCACUGGGUAUAUGGAAUGCGUGGAGCGUUAGUUACCUGUUAGGUUGGGAUCCUAUUGUGUUCUUCUUAGCACAUAUAUUAAUAUGGAUGUUACUGGGAUAUAUACAACUCAAAAUAGUACAGAAUGAUAGGCUUAAUUUUUCCAAGUUUGAUUUUGUGAUCGCUUGGCUCUAUCGCGAGAUCAUGACGCCGUAUUUGUUCAUGAAAGGUAUGAUGAAGACGACUGUAACGUGGCGGAAUCAAGUCUAUAAACUAAAGUGGGGAGGGGAACUUGAAGAGGUCAGGUAGCCUGCUCAUGUCAGAGGUUAAGUGUCAUUUUCUUGCCACAGAUCUUGCCAGACAAGUUCUUGCGAUUAAGACAGCAGUAAUGAAAAUGGAUUGAUUUACAAAAGAAGAUGUGUGUAUUGUCUACAUGAAAAUGUAUCAGUGAUGAUAUUGAGAAAGAAAUUGUACAAAUAAUAAUAUGACUGAACAAAAUAGCACCUUUUAAACUGACCAAUUAAGUACCAGCAAACUAACCAAUCAAAUUCCAGAAAUUCUGCCAAACCAAAAUGCCAAUAGUGUGAGAACAAACAACACCGCUUUGACGCUGCUGCACAAUGGAAUCCCAACAGCUUUAUUAUUGAAUUGCGUCCUGGAAUUUACUCUUAACAGUCUGCUUGUGCAGACUAUCAAUUUAAUUUUGCUUGAUUUUUGACCAACCAAUCAAACCACAGCAAUUCAACCAAUCAAAAACCAAAUUAAAAAAACGUUUAAUGUUUUUGGUUUUUUGAAUGGAUGAACUCCACAUCGCAAUAUCGAUGAAUGUGCAUUAUACGAAAUCACUCAGUCAAUGCAUUGAAAACAACAGUCAAGCACUGAAAAGCGGUUAUGACACAAUGAUUAUAAUGUAAGGUCAGUGUGUCAUUCUUCUGCACUCAGCGGACACAGUGAAAACAUAAUCCAGGCAAUCAACAAAUCGGCCCGCUCAGCAACAGCAAAGGGCUCUAAUGCAUUGAGUUUUGACUUACCACUUUGUUGAACUUUGACCCAUGUGCAUAUAUGUGUCUGAUCGACUUGCAAAUAAAAUCUGUUGAUGUGAAUACCAAGACAUUAAAUACAGUGAGUUGAUUGAUAUGCCAUCAAUAAAGCUGUAGGGUUGGAGGGAGGGAGGGUGUCGUAUAUUCAAAAUGUAGUUCCAGAUAAAAAAAUAUGCUGCUCUAUUUAACAAGAAUUUUAUCUUGAUUCAGAUCACAGUAAUAGAUUGUAGAUUAGCAUUUGUUUUUUUAUAUUUUGAUACCUUCAUACACCGGCCAUAAUUAAUAUUUGCUGUAUUGUUGGGAUUUUUGCAUCCUUUUCCAUAAUGAAAAACAACAGGAUUGUUACCAACAACUCUAAGAAGAUAAUUUUCUAUCUGAAGCCACAACGUUAGCGUUAAUUUUUGCUUGUUGAAAUUUCUUGGUGGUUAUUAUCACUAACCACUGAAAUUCUUUUAAGUUUUUGACUUUGGAAAGCAAAAAAAAAUUGUUGUCAUUAACGUCACAGCUCUUCCUUCCAAAAGUGCUCUUAUCUCCAAGUGGUUUUUUUUUUAGUGUAUCCAUAUUUCUAAGCUUACAUUUUAUGGUAGCUCGAAUAGAGUUGUGUCAGUUGUGUUUUACCUUUAUGUAGUAGUAUAAUGCUAGCAAGCUGAUUAAGUGUAUAUAUUUGAUGCAAAAUUAAAAGUAUCAAAUGUUAACACAUUCUUGAAUUGGGGUGUAUCAAUUUUAUGAAGAUACUGUUAGGACCUUUAGGCACAUUGUCUAAAACAACACAUUUCAUGUAAUACAUACUUUACAAUAAUUACAAUUCUCAACUGGUUUAAACUUGUCUGUUUGCUUGGUUAGUCGCUGCUGAAUUUUAGUAUACAAGUUAACUAAUUAUCACAAGCAUAAAAUAAUCAAUGGUUGACUUGUUAAAAUUAUUUUAAUUCAAGUUAAAAUAACUUGUCAUGUUUCGUAAUUGUAUAAGCCUACAGAUUAAAAAAAUAAAUAGAAUGUUUGAAAAAGAAUGUCAAAUCCUGAGCUAGUACAGAUAGUGAAAUUUCAGAAUGGUUAAAAAAAGAUUUGAGAUUGAUAAAAUCAUGUAAAGAUGUUUUUUGUACAAUCUGUGUUAUGCUCAUUGUCUAUGGGAGGUCUUUUGACUGAGCAUUGACCACAUGGGCAAAAAGCUAGACUAGACAGAGAAAAUUAUAUACUGUGCAAUUUUGAUGGAUGCCGAUAAAACGUUUGUCUGUCUUAAUACUACAUAUUAUGAUUCCAUUAUAAAAAUUAACACUAACAUGUUUUUACAUUGUGGUUUUAUAAGGAGGAUAAUCUAUAUAUAUAAUGCAAGAUAUAUAGCUCAAUGGGUGUAUUUAACUGCUUUGCUGGAAAUGAGUAUUAAUACUGUACUUGAAUAUUAAUGAAAACAUUUAACCAUCGUCAUUUAUAAUACGUAUGGAAUUGAUUAUUGUCGAGGAAUCAAUUCAUUGCGACUAAUUAGAAUUUAUAGACUUAACAUUCUUUCUGUACAUAACAAUAGAGAUAUCAUAUGAAUUGUUUUAACUACUGCUGCAAACCUUUUUGCUGUAUAUACUUGUCCUGGUCACAGUAUUUCACAUGUCAAUAUCCAUAUAAUUUGGGCCAGUAGUGUAAUUCUUAAUCUGUUAGUCACUUUUAUUUUUAUACAUAUUUUGAGGUCAAGUGUCAAAGGUUACUAAUGAUGAAAACCUAGCAGUGUAAUGUGUAAAUAUUAAUAAUUAAUAUGCAAAAAUGUGAAUAGGCCAAAGGUCAGAAUUAUGCUAUAUUUUUGGCAUUUUAAGAGGGCUGUAUGCAAAUCCAUGAAUAACUUUUGAUUGCCUUUCUGGUUGUCUAUCUGUAAUAUGAAAGGAUUCUGCAUGUGUGUUAGAGUCAGCAAUCCUUGGUGAUUGCAUGUUGAAUAAAUGUAUAGGUGGGAAGAAUAUUAUGUAGAGGCUUGUAAGAAAUUUACAAGAGGAAUUAUUAGAAUUGAUCUGCUCCCCAAGUUUAAGCUCUCUCUGAGUUAUCAAAUUUUCUUUCACAAAAAAAAACCAAAAACUGUUCUAUUCCCAUAUAUAGUCAUGAUAUGCCUAUAUAUGGUCAUGAUGUGAUAGUCAUCGUGACUUUAUUUAAGUAUGCCACAUGUAUGUCAAAUUUUGACAAUAAACUGUUGUAUGCCCAUAUAUAGUCAUGGUGUGCCUAUAUAUGGUCAUGAUGUGAUGUCAUCAUGACCAUAUUUAGGCAUGUCACAUGAUUUUGUCAAAUAAAAUUUUGAUAGACUGGACAGGCCUUUAGAUCUGCAUAGUUUUGAAUACAGAAAGGAGAAUUUAGAUUUGUAACAAUUUCCGUAGGUUGAGUUAAUGGGAAACUUCUGGGAUUAUUAAAAAAAAAAAUAUUUGUUAUUGUGUUUAUUUAAAGACACAGAAUCCAAAAUAGUACCAGGGGACCCAAGUCUCUGGGAAAUCAAGAUGGCUUCCCCUGAGCAAGCAAGAUUUUGUAAUUCAAAAUGAAGCCAUGUACUGCAAAUUCAUGAUAUUUGGAUGUUAUACAUCUGUAUUAUCAAUUGUCUCGCUGAAGUCAGUUGGUGAUAAGUAUUAACGCACACAGCAAACUAAAAUUAAAUGUGUUUAAAUAUAGA